AUGGGCCGAUCGCCGAGCCCGCGCCGCCGCGAGGACAGGCGGGAGCGGCGCGACCGGGACAGGGAGCGCGAGAGACGGCGCCCGAGGACGCGUUCCCGCUCCAGGUCUCUAGACCGGAGGCGGCGCUCGCCCGAGCGGCGGCGCUCCCCGUCCCCGAGGAGGCGCCGCUCGCGCUCGCCGUCUCCGCUGCCGACCACCUCCUUCGCGCCCAAGCCGAAGAAGACCUUCGGCGAGCGGCCCAUCGUCACGCCUGCCGACUUGGAGGGAAAGACUCCCGAAGAGCAGGAGAUGCUCAAGGUGAUGGGCUUCUGCGGCUUCGACUCGACCAAAGGUAAGAAGGUGGAGGACAACGUCGAGGGCGAGGUGCACGUGGUGCUCAAGCGCAAGUACAGGCAGUACAUGAACAGGAAGGGCGGCUUCAACCGGCCGCUAGACUUCGUCGCC
Messenger RNA from Iphiclides podalirius (scarce swallowtail), 444 nucleotides. Lineage: Eukaryota; Metazoa; Arthropoda; Insecta; Lepidoptera; Papilionidae. The record is from the annotation of a GenBank genome assembly.